CAUGCCAUUCGAGCAUAUAAACAAUUUUUGCCUCUAAAAGUAUUACCACAUUUAUAUUUACGAGUGAGUGAAAAAUGAGUUCCAUAGGUACAGGGUAUGACUUGUCCGCUUCUCAAUUUUCACCGGACGGACGCGUAUUUCAAGUGGAAUACGCACAGAAAGCCGUUGAAAACGGCGGAACAGUCAUAGGAUUACGAGGAAAGGAUGGCAUUGUAUUUGCUGUCGAAAAGAUUGUUACGUCAAAGCUCUUUGAGCCUGGUACAAACAAAAGAAUAUUCAAUGUAGACAAGCACGUUGGUAUUGCUGUUUCUGGCCUGAUUUCUGAUGCUGCACAAAUCGUAGAGAUCUCUAUGUCUGAAGCAUCGAGCUAUAAGUCCCAAUAUGGAGUUGGUAUCCCUUUGAAAUACCUAAAUGAAAGAGUUUCCAUGUACAUGCAUGCUUAUACUCUGUAUUCAGCAGUGAGGCCUUACGGCUGCUCUGUAAUUCUUGGUGCUUAUGAACAUGACGGACCAGCCAUGUAUAUGAUAGAUCCAUCUGGAGUUUCUCAUGGAUAUUACGGUUGUGCUAUUGGUAAAGCAAAACAGUCUGCGAAGACAGAAAUAGAAAAGUUGAAGUUGUCAGAUAUGACCUGCCAUGAUUUAGUAAAGGAAGCCGCACGUAUAAUCUAUCUUGUUCACGAUGAAUUGAAGGACAAACAGUUUGAGUUGGAAAUGAGCUGGGUAGGUGAGCAUACUAACGGAAGGCACGAGCGUAUUCCAGCGGAUGUAAAGGCCGAGGCUGAGGCUAAAGCGAAACAAGCAAUGGCGGAAGAUUCAGACAGUGAUACGGAGGACAUGUAAAUAGUCCUAAAGAUACUUUUUAUAUUGUAAGUUACGAUUUUAAGUUACCCAAGUACU
Messenger RNA from Habropoda laboriosa, 896 nucleotides. It is a transcript of the gene Prosalpha7, whose product is annotated as proteasome subunit alpha type-3. Gene Ontology annotation, biological process: ubiquitin-dependent protein catabolic process. The transcript is spliced from 4 exons. The record is from RefSeq and is a predicted model, not a curated record. Gene Ontology annotation, cellular component: synapse; proteasome core complex; proteasome core complex, alpha-subunit complex. NCBI's taxonomy places the organism in Eukaryota, Metazoa, Arthropoda, Insecta, Hymenoptera, Apidae. The coding region runs from base 75 to 839 and encodes 254 amino acids.